UCCUUCCUCAUUCAUCAUUCUCAUAAGCAGAGCGCAUCAUUCAAGCCAAUCAAGGAGUGGUCAAUACAAAUCCACCAUGAAGACCUUUAUCAUCCUUGCCCUCCUUGCUAUUGUGGCGACCACCGCCACAACUGCAGUUACAGUUCCAGUGCCACAAUUGCAGCCACAAAAUCCAUCUCAGCAACAACCACAAAAGCAAGUUCCAUUGGUGCAACAACAACAAUUUCUAGGGCAGCAACAACCAUUUCCACCACAACAGCCAUAUCCGCAGCCGCAACCAUUUCCAUCACAACAACCAUAUCCACAGCCACAACCAUUUCUGCCACAACUACCAUAUCCGCGUCCGCAACCAUUUCUACCACAACAACCAUAUCCACAACCGGAACCACAGUAUCCGCAACCACAACAACCAAUUUCGCAACAGCAGCAGCAGCAACAACAACAACAACAACAAAUCCUUCAACAAAUUUUGCAACAACAACUGAUUCCAUGCAGGGAUGUCAUCUUGCAACAACACAACAUAGCGCAUGCAAGCUCACAAGUUUUGCAACAAAGUACUUACCAGUUGUUGCAACAAUUGUGUUGUCAGCAGCUGUGGCAGAUCCCCGAGCAGUCGCGGUGCCAAGCCAUCCAGAAUGUUGUUCAUGCUAUUAUUCUGCAUCAACAACAACAACGACAACAACAACAACAACAACAACAACAACAACAACAACAACAACAACAACAACAACAACAACAACAACAACAACAACAACAACAACAGCAGCAACAACCGUCGAGCCAGGUCUCCUUCCAACAGCCUCAGCAACAAUAUCCAUCAGGCCAGGGCUCCUUCCAGCCAUCUCAGCAAAACCCACAGGCCCAGAGCUCUGUCCAACAUCAACAACUACCCCAAUUUGAGGAAAUAAGGAACCUAGCACUGCAGACGCUACCAGCAGUGUGCAAUGUCUACAUCCCUCCAUAUUGCUCGACCACCAUUGCGCCAUUUGGCAUCUUCGGUACUAACUGAGAAGAGAAGAACUCUAGUACUAGAUAUAUGAAACACUGUUUUCUUAGUCCAUGGUUUGGUCAUUGUAGCGGUGAGAAAAUAAAGUGACAUGCACUAUCAUGUAAGAACCCGAACUAUACUAGUUCAAACUUGGGAAUAAAAGACAAACACAGGUCUUGUCUACA
Messenger RNA from Triticum aestivum (bread wheat), 1173 nucleotides. Its product is annotated as alpha/beta-gliadin A-V-like. The record is from RefSeq and is a predicted model, not a curated record. Lineage: Eukaryota; Viridiplantae; Streptophyta; Magnoliopsida; Poales; Poaceae. Bases 77 to 1009 code for a protein of 310 amino acids. Gene Ontology annotation, molecular function: nutrient reservoir activity. The transcript has a single exon.